AACACUGAAUUACAUUUUAUAGGAAGAGCUUAGAAACAAAACUAAUCAAUUUAAAUAUGAUUAUUCAAACCUAAAUUUCUGUAUUUGGAUUAUUUUUCCCAUUCUUAAUAAUGAACCCUAAAUUACCCAGCGCUAUUAUGAACAGGCACUGUAUUGGGCACCAUACCGGAAGAAAACAAUUGAUCGCUCAGUAACUUCACCUAGGAAAUGUAUUAAUCCAAAUUUUAUUUAUAGACGCAAGUAUUUAUAUAAUUGAAAAAAAAUGGAUCGUUUUAUGUGGACAAAUGGACUCCUUGAAAUGAAUGAAACCUUAGUAAUCCAGCAAAGGGGUGUUCGACUAUAUGACGGAGACGACAAGGCGAAACUUGAUGUAGGAGUGGUCCUCUUAAGCACACAUCGAUUAAUUUGGAGGGAUCUAAAGAAUCAUGAGUGCUGUAUAUGUAUACCGUUGUCUCAGAUCAUAUUCUUUGAGGAGCAGGCUGCAGGAAUUGGAAAGAGUGCCAAGAUUGUCAUUCACCUGCAUCCAGUUCCUGCUAAUAAAGAGCCGGGGCCAUACCAGAAUAGCAAGUUCUCCUACAUUAAGUUAUCCUUUAAGGAACAUGGACAAAUUGAAUUUUACAGACGUCUGACAGAAGAAAUGACUCAAAGGAGGUGGGAGAAUACGCCAGUGUCACAACCCAUUACACCAACAGCACUGAAGGCAGGAAAAACCCGUGCAGUAGGGAUUGUUGGCAUUGAGCGGAAGCUGGAGGAGAAGAGGAAAGAGACAGAUAAAAACAUUUCAGAGGCAUUUGAAGAUCUCAGCAAGCUUAUGGAGAAGGCUAAAGAGAUGGUUGAGCUUUCCAGAUCCAUUGCCAACAAAAUCAAAGACAAACAGGGGGACAUCACUGAGGACGAGACCAUCCGCUUCAAGUCAUAUUUGUUGAGCAUGGGCAUUGCCAACCCCGUAACCAGGGAAACGCAUGGCUCAGGCACACACUACCACAUGCAGCUUGCUAAACAGUUAGGAGACAUGCUGCAGGCACCACUGGAGGAGCGAGGAGGUAUGAUGGCCCUCACAGAGGUUUACUGUCUAGUGAACCGGGCACGCGGGAUGGAGCUUCUUUCUCCUGAGGACAUGGUCAAUGCCUGCAGGUUGUUUGAGUCUUUGAAACUUCCUCUCAGGUUGCGAGUGUUUGACAGUGGCGUAAUGGUGGUUCAGCUUCAGUCUCACAGUGAAGAAGAGAUGAUUGCAUCUGCUAUCGAUAAUGUGUCUGAUAAGGGCUCCUUAACUGCAGAGGAGUUUGCUAAACUUUUAGGACUGUCUGUUCUUCUUGCAAAAGAAAGACUGCUUCUGGCUGAGAAAAUGGGGCAUCUAUGCAGAGAUGACUCUGUGGAAGGCCUGCGCUUUUAUCCCAACCUUUUCUGAUGUAUCAGAAGUCUGAAAAUCAGGAAUAAUCCUUUUUUUCUUUUUCUUCUACUGGACUCAUGUUCUGAUGAUCACACAGAACCCUGCUUACAAAACAGAACUGUUCACUUUGUACUGUAUACUGGACCAAGUGGAACUGCACUGCAGGAUGUUCAGUUCACAACUCUAUAAUAUUAGUGAGCAGUGUUAUUGGUGUACGUUUUGGUUCUAAAGUUACCAUACUUAUUUCUUUGCACAUGGGGUUGCAGGAGUAAUGUUUAAUUGCUCUAGUUCAAAGGGGUCUGUAAAAUAUAUAAAUUCCACUGAAUUAGGUACUAUAUAAUAUCCCAAGUGCUAUUACUAAACAGUGAUUAAAUAUUAUAAAUCUACCCAGCAAGGCUAUGACCAAGAACCUCACUAAUGUACAAGUUUUAGGUUUGGGCUUCAUUAUGCUGGCAUCCAAGGGAAAAGUUCCAGUUCACAGAAAAUGUAUGGCUAUCGUCUGACACUGUUUUUGCACAUUUGCACCCAUAUGUAAUUUGAACAACUUGAUCUAUAUUUAGUCCUGCUUUGCUAUUAUAAUAACUUCCAUUUUUCUGGAAAGGCUUUCGACUAGAUAUUGGAACUCUUGCUGUAGGAAUUUGUCAGAGGAGCAUUAGUGAGGUCAGGCACUAGAGAAUGGGGAUGUCUUUGCUGCAAUGAGUGUUAUAAAGGUGUUCAGUGGGGUUGAGGUCAGGCCUGUGCAUGACAUUUACGUUCUUCCUGACCUUCCUUGGGAAACCAUGUCUUUAUGGUCCUCACUUCAUACCCAUGAGCAGUGUACUCCUGGAGCUGGUUUGGGCCCCUUGAAAGUAAAAUCCAAAGCUACAGCAUACAAGACAUUCUAGACAAUUGCGUGCUUCCAGUGUUCUGGCAAACAGUUUAUAAAGACCUAUAUACUAUGGGUGUGAUGAUAAAGUGUCCACAGAUUUUUACCGAUAUUGUGUAAGUUUAAUCCUACAUCUCCUUUAGUAACUAAAUAAAGUGAAUUUUUCCCCAGUGUAUUUUUGGUUAAAUAUUUACUUGACUUGAAGACCAUCCUGAUCUUUUCUUUUUUUAAUCGUUCCAUCAGAUGAAUAUAAGAAUGCUGAAAUAUGAGUUAAGUUCCAGGAUUCCUGGGUUUGAUCCUGAGCUUGGGUUAUCGAACUAUCUGUGACUGGUGUCCCGUACAGGGUGAAUUCUCUUGCUGCUGCAGGGCCAUAGUUCUGACUCUGGAUCCACCACAACAAAAAGUUUACUGAUGAUUAAUAUCAUUUUACUCAUAUGUUUUACUAUGGAGAAAAAUACUAGCAAGCUCACUGUAUAUUAUAACUGUAAAACAGUUUUGUCCUUUUUGUUAUU
Messenger RNA from Clarias gariepinus (North African catfish), 2767 nucleotides. It is a transcript of the gene vps36, whose product is annotated as vacuolar protein sorting 36 homolog. Bases 263 to 1408 code for a protein of 381 amino acids. Gene Ontology annotation, molecular function: phosphatidylinositol-3-phosphate binding; ubiquitin binding. Lineage: Eukaryota; Metazoa; Chordata; Actinopteri; Siluriformes; Clariidae. The transcript is spliced from 14 exons. Gene Ontology annotation, biological process: protein transport to vacuole involved in ubiquitin-dependent protein catabolic process via the multivesicular body sorting pathway. The record is from RefSeq and is a predicted model, not a curated record. Gene Ontology annotation, cellular component: ESCRT II complex; late endosome membrane.